This is a messenger RNA of Procambarus clarkii (red swamp crayfish), 1870 nucleotides long. It is a transcript of the gene eIF3l, whose product is annotated as eukaryotic translation initiation factor 3 subunit l. The record is from RefSeq and is a predicted model, not a curated record. Gene Ontology annotation, cellular component: cytoplasm; eukaryotic translation initiation factor 3 complex. Gene Ontology annotation, molecular function: protein binding; translation initiation factor activity. Lineage: Eukaryota; Metazoa; Arthropoda; Malacostraca; Decapoda; Cambaridae. Gene Ontology annotation, biological process: translational initiation.
CCUGCACCUAGCGUGUCGGCGCGGCUGGACCAAUCAGGAGCGCUGGCUGCUUGCUGCUCGUCAACACCACACUACUCACCCAUAGUGUCCCACACACAGCCACCCUUCAACAUUUUGUGCUGAAAAUCGGUCAAGAUGUACAACGAAUUUGUGGACGAGUAUGACAACUAUCCUGUGGAAGAUCCUGAGAAUUACCACUACACUGUUAGAGGUGAAGGAGAGUAUGGAGAUCGUAGUAACUACCCAACCUAUUCCAUUCCUGAAGAAGUGAAAAAAUACGUCACUUACUUCAGAGAUGCCAUCCGGGAUGGGAAUGUGUAUGAUAUUCCUCCACUUUAUCUGGACUUCAAUCGUUUGACUGAGGAGUACUACAAGACCCAGACAUGGCCUGAAGUGGAAGAUUUGUAUAGCAACAAGCUAGUAGAACAAGAUGGCCGGGAUGACAUAUUUCUCAUUCUGUAUCGAGAGUUGUACUAUCGCCACAUAUAUGCCAGGGUACAAGGAGGACCUACUAUACCACAACGUUUUGAGUCUUAUUACAACUAUUGUAAUCUCUUCAAUUAUAUCCUGAGUGCUGAAACACCUGUGCCCAUGGAACUUCCCAACCAGUGGCUGUGGGAGAUCAUUGAUGAGUUCAUAUAUCAGUUUCAGUCGUUCUCUCAGUUUAGAUCUAAACUUGGCAAGAAGAGUGAGUCAGAUAUUGAGAUGCUGAAAGAAUCUCCCAAGAUCUGGAAUGUUCACUCUGUACUCAAUGUCCUGCAUUGUUUGGUUGAUAAAUCCAAUAUCAACAGACAACUUGAGGUGUACACUAGUGGUGGAGAUCCUGACAGUGUGGCAGGUGAAUUUGGUCGCCAUCCACUGUACAAGAUGUUGGGUUACUUCUCACUUAUUGGCCUCCUACGGCUUCAUUCUCUGCUUGGGGACUACUAUCAGGCUAUCAAGGUUUUGGAGAACAUUGAAUUGAACAAGAAAUCUAUGUAUUCUCGUGUACCUGCCUGUCAAAUUACAACGUACUAUUAUGUAGGGUUUGCAUACAUGAUGAUGCGUCGCUAUGCUGAUGCUAUUCGCACAUUUUCCAAUAUCUUGGUGUACAUUCAGCGCACCAAGGCUAUGUUCCAAACCAGAAACUACCAGAAUGAUCAGAUCAACAAACAGACUGAACAGAUGUAUACACUCCUAUCCAUUUGCAUGGUGCUUCAUCCACAAAGGAUUGAUGAAGCUGUACAGUCCUCACUGAGAGAGAAAACUCUGGCUGCAAAGAUGGCUUGUAUGUCGCGUGGUGACACUGCAGAGUUCACGCAGUGUUUCACAUUUGCCUGCCCAAAGUUUCUAAGCCCUGUACCUCCACCUUUUGACUCCACACAAGCAAACCCCCACAAAGAGCCCUUACAACAGCAACUAAAGGUAUUUUUGGAUGAAGUGCAGCAGCAGCAGCAAAUCAGCGUGAUGAGGUCAUACCUGAAGCUCUACACUACUAUGCCCAUGGAGAAGAUGGCUGCCUUCCAGGAUCUGAGUGAGGAUGAUUUUCGUAAUGCUCUUCUGUGCUUCAAGCACAAGAUGCGCAACAUGGUGUGGACUAAAGGUACCUCUGGCCUACAAGGAGACUUUCAGAGUGACUCAGAGGUUGAUUUCUUCAUUGAUGGAAAUAUGAUCCACAUCGCAGACACCAAGGUUGCCCAGAGGUAUGGAGAUUUCUUCAUCCGCCAAAUCCACAAAUUGGAGGAAGUGAACCGUUCCCUUGCAAAAGUUAAAGUUUAAGGAAGCAUGUACCAGAAUGGUCUUGAUGUAAUUGAAAUGGAUGGUAAGUUACAUUGUAAAUGGCCGACUGAUAAUUGAUGUUUAUGAUAUUCAUAUUAAACAUUAAAUAAUC